UGACAAUGUUUCAGCUGGCAUGUAAAACCUCAUCGAAAGUAAAUAACACUUUUCAAAGUAAUGCUCUGGUAGAGCUUCGAUUAAAUUAGUGCUUUCUUAUUUUGAAUAUAUAUAUCUUAUUCUGCGGCUGUUUUACAAAAAUGAAUUUGAAAUUUGAUCUUCGAGGAAAACUAGAACAAACCAUUCAGUUAUUGCAACAAGCUUAUUCUACCUACAAACCUGAAGAAAUAUUUCUUUCUUUUAAUGGUGGAAAAGAUUGUACAGUUUUGUUGGACAUCACCAUAAGACUGUUAGGAGACAUCAUAUCAUGUAAGGAUAUACAAUGCGUUUAUAUGCAACCAAUGGAACCAUUCGAAGAAGUGGAAGAUUUCAUCGGUUACUGUAAGAAACACUAUGGCAUAGAAAUCCGAACCAUGAAGGGGGGCAUCAAAACUAUACUGCAACAAAUAUGCGACAAGAACCCUAACAUCAAAGCGUGUCUCAUGGGAUCUCGACGAACCGAUCCGUACUGCGAGAACCUUCAGCUUAUGCAGGAAACAGAUCCUGGAUGGCCCAAGCUGAUGCGAAUAAGUCCAUUGUUGGAUUGGAACUGUACGGAUAUAUGGGAAUACAUCCAGUCGAACAAAGUUCAUUACUGCAGCCUGUAUGAUCGAGGGUAUACAUCAAUUGGCGAUAAGACCAACACUAUUCCAAAUCCAAAUCUGAAGCGCAUAGGAAAGGCUGGUGAACUGUACUAUUUACCAGCCUACCAUUUAAGCGAUGCGGAUAAGUUUGAACGAGCGGGAAGGCUGUAGCAACAAGCAUGAGUGAGGAAAACGCUACAUGUUGAGAGUGUCUGCGAUACUGUGGCUUACUUUUUAUGGGUGCUAAUUUGAAAUUGUAUACUAGAUCAA
This is a messenger RNA of Armigeres subalbatus, 893 nucleotides long. RefSeq names its product FAD synthase (gene Flad2). NCBI's taxonomy places the organism in Eukaryota, Metazoa, Arthropoda, Insecta, Diptera, Culicidae. Bases 141 to 794 code for a protein of 217 amino acids. The record is from RefSeq and is a predicted model, not a curated record. The transcript has 4 exons. Gene Ontology annotation, molecular function: FMN adenylyltransferase activity. Gene Ontology annotation, biological process: FAD biosynthetic process.